AUGCCAAACCUCCCCCCAGCACUCCAAGUCUUCCCAACCCUAACCCGCUUCGCCCUGCGCCCGCGCCGCCUCGCCGAGAUCCCCAUCGGCGGGCCCUCGACGCCCCAGAUCUCCGCCAAGGCCCUCCAGCAGAGCGCCAUCCACCUCUACCACGACCUCGGGGUGCUCGUUUGGGUGGGCUGCUCCGUCGACCAGGUCCGCAGGAUAGGGGAUGUCCUGAAACAGGUUGUUGCUUGGGGAGGACAGGGCGGAUUGGUCGCGAGGCUGGAUGCGUGGGAGGGGGAGGUUAUCAGGCGGAGAGAACCAGAAUUGAUGCAUGGGGAUUUAUAUAAGGCUUUGGAUGAGAAGAGGACUGGGAAUAUCAAGCCUUCGGCGAUACUACGACUUGCAACGACACGCUUCGAAGAGAUCCUCACAGAGAGAAUACCGGAGCUCAAGACCGCAAAGGACAUUGAUAUGCGGGAAACACAAAUUAUCGUUCCGGGGUCACCACCUCCACGCGGAAUCAUCAGCAAAACCGUCGAUGGACCACGGCACCUGCCCAUUGAGUCCUUUACAACCAUCGGCGUAAACCGCAUCAGCGGGCUAACCAUCGGCGAGACACGCUUCUUCACCGUUGGAUCGAGUAAUUACGUGGGAGGAGCAAGAGUAGACUACCUGAUUCUAAAGCACACCAAAAACGACGACUCAAACGAUGCAAAGGACACGAAAGAAGAGGUUGGUGUAACGCCGUACUGGGGCAACGGAAAGCUCAAGCAGCGGAGGAGAGCCAGCGACGAGGCGCAGGGCGCGAUAUUCGAGGACGUGGUGAGCAGGGUGAUGCAGCCGCUGUGGGAUAUCGAGCGGAGUGCUUGGGCGGACAGGGCGGCGGAGUUGGAGGCCAAGAGGCUUGAGGAUAAGGAGAAGAGGAAUUGGGGGGAGAGGAAGAAGACGAGGCCGAGUACUACUGGUACUGUCUAA
This is a messenger RNA of Trichoderma citrinoviride, 960 nucleotides long. RefSeq lists its product as hypothetical. The transcript is spliced from 3 exons. Lineage: Eukaryota; Fungi; Ascomycota; Sordariomycetes; Hypocreales; Hypocreaceae. Bases 1 to 960 code for a protein of 319 amino acids. The record is from RefSeq and is a predicted model, not a curated record.